UCAUUAGAAUCAUUGUAUGUAUUGUACGUGGCAAAAUAAUAUAUAUACUGAAACAAGUAUAACUAAUAAUUUUAAAUUGUGUGAAAUUUAAACAUUAAAAUAUUCAACAAUUUAAAUAAACUGUAUUUUUAUUUUUUCUGAAAAUUCAGUGCGAAUGAGUAAAAUUUGGAUCCUAUAAUUUUGUCGGCGAAUUGUAGGAUAUUUAAACAUAUAUUAAUAUAAUCUAUUAUAUUUUUAUAAUGUAUGAAAUAAGAUAUAAAGACAGAUAAAAUGUAGUUGAUUUAAUUUAAUUGGAAAAAUUGAUCAAAAUGCAUUAAGUUUCAUACGUGCGUAAAAAUUAAUAAGAGGUUAUGUUUAUAAGUAAAAAAUUUUAAAAAUACACAAUGAAUUCCGAAUCCAAAAGUAUUUUAAUUGACAAUACGAAAAGUAAUACAAAAUAUGAAUCUCCCAGAGAGAUAAAAAUUCUCUGCUUUGAUAUAAGCCAUUGCAGUGUACAAGUACAAUUUUUCUUUUGUUGUUUUGGGAUAUUUUUCUUUUACAUUUUGUACGGAUAUUUACAGGAAACGAUAUUUUCUUUAGAUGGAUUCAGACCAUUUGGAUGGUAUCUAACUCUCAUUCAAUUUGCAUAUUAUUCAGUAUUUGGUUGGUUUGAGUGUAAAAUCAAAGGAGUAACACGAAGAAUACCCAUUAGCACUUAUUUAUUGUUAGCACUUUUAACUCUAGGCACAAUGGGUUUUUCGAAUUCUUCUUUAGGAUAUCUUAAUUAUCCAACCCAGGUAAUAUUCAAGUGCUGUAAACUAAUACCAGUAAUGAUAGGAAGUAUUGUAAUACAAAGAAAAAAAUAUGGACCAUUAGAUUUUACAGCAGCGACUGUGAUGUGUCUAGGACUGAUACUAUUUACCCUUGCCGAUAGUAUGAUAUCGCCACGAUUUAACAUGAUUGGAGUGGCAAUGAUUAGCAGUGCUUUAGUAUGUGAUGCUCUAAUUGGAAAUAUUCAGGAAAAAGCAAUGAAUUUGUAUAAAGCCACAAACACAGAAGUUGUUUUAUACUCCUACAGCAUUGGCUUCGUGUAUUUAUUGUUAAUACUUAUAACAACAGGCGAUAUUCCAACAGCGACAUCUUUUUGCAUGAAGCAUCCUUUGGAAACGUAUGGAUAUGCUCUUCUGUUUUCACUCUCUGGUUAUCUGGGGAUUCAGAUAGUUCUUAUUUUGGUACAAACUUGCGGAGCAUUUGUAGCUGCAACUGUGACAACAUGUAGAAAAGCUGUGACAAUAAUAUUAAGUUUUCUAUUUUUCUAUAAGCCAUUCACCUUCCAGUAUCUUUGGUCUGGGCUUCUUGUCGUUUUAGGAAUUUAUUUAAAUAUUUUAAGUAAACAAAAAGCCCCUCCAAAGGUGAGCCUUCAUAAAAUAGUGUCGACUUGUAAAAAAUGCUGGAAGAAACACAAUCGAAUCCAAAGGCAAUUAAUGACAAAUGUUUAGAAUUUUUGUUUUAAAACAACGCUCAAGAUUGAAAAUAGAAUAUUUGUCAUUAAUUUUUCGAAGCUGGCUGUAAAUAUUGUGUAUUACUCAGCAAUCCAGUAUUUUCCUAACUUUAAAUAAAUUAUUGUUGAAAAGAAAAAUUUUAAUUUUGAAAAUGAAUGAAAAAUUAUCAAAUUAAAUGAUAAUAGAGCGAGAUAAUUAGAAAAUUUUGAAUUGCUCAAUAUUUAUAAAGAUACAAAAUAAAUGUGUUUUAAAUAAGAGUAAGAAACAUUUAAA
Molecule: messenger RNA, 1754 nt
Organism: Leptopilina boulardi
Lineage: Eukaryota; Metazoa; Arthropoda; Insecta; Hymenoptera; Figitidae
Gene: Papst2
Product: adenosine 3'-phospho 5'-phosphosulfate transporter 2
Exons: 5
Coding region: 384-1478 (364 amino acids)
Biological process (GO): transmembrane transport
Cellular component (GO): Golgi membrane; endoplasmic reticulum membrane
Molecular function (GO): 3'-phosphoadenosine 5'-phosphosulfate transmembrane transporter activity
Source: RefSeq, a predicted model, not a curated record